Molecule: messenger RNA, 2739 nt
Organism: Salvelinus fontinalis (brook trout)
Lineage: Eukaryota; Metazoa; Chordata; Actinopteri; Salmoniformes; Salmonidae
Product: cytochrome P450 3A27-like
Exons: 13
Coding region: 16-1563 (515 amino acids)
Molecular function (GO): steroid hydroxylase activity; iron ion binding; oxidoreductase activity, acting on paired donors, with incorporation or reduction of molecular oxygen, reduced flavin or flavoprotein as one donor, and incorporation of one atom of oxygen
Source: RefSeq, a predicted model, not a curated record
CGAACCGGAGGAAAGAUGAUGAGUUUUCUGCCAUACUUCUCCGCUGAGACGUGGACCCUCCUGGCACUCCUCAUCACCCUCAUUGUAGUGUAUGGGUACUGGCCCUAUGGUGUGUUCACUAAGAUGGGUGUCCCUGGUCCCAAACCCCUACCUUACUUUGGCACAAUGAUGGAGUAUAGAAAGGGCAUCACUAACUUUGACACAGAGUGCUUUCAGAAGUAUGGGAGAAUCUGGGGGAUCUAUGAUGGGAGGCAGCCUGUUCUGUGUAUCAUGGACAAAAGCAUGAUCAAGACCGUCCUGAUUAAAGAGUGUUACAACAUCUUCACCAACCGCAGAAACAUCAUUCUGAGUGGCGAGCUGUUUGAUGCGGUGUCCCUUGCCGAGGACGAUACAUGGAGACGGAUCCGCAGUGUCCUCUCACCUUCCUUUACCUCUGGACGACUAAAAGAGAUGUUUGGUAUCAUGAAGCAGCACUCUGCUAACCUGUUGAAUGGAAUGAAGAAGCAGGCAGAUAAAGACCAGCCCAUCGAAGUGAAGGAGUUCUUUGGGCCCUACAGUAUGGAUGUGGUCACCAGCACAGCCUUCAGUGUGGACAUGGACUCUCUGAACAACCCUUCAGACCCCUUCGUCUCCAACGUCAAGAAGAUGAUCAAGUUUGACCUGUUCAACCCACUAUUGCUCCUAGUCGUGUUGUUUCCCUUCAUAGGUCCUAUCUUGGAGAUGAUGAAGUUUUCUUUCUUCCCGACUGCGGUGUUGGACUUCUUUUACGCCUCGCUGGCUAAGAUCAAAUCUGGACGUGACACUGGGAACUCAACUAAUCGGGUGGAUUUCUUACAACUGAUGAUUGACUCUCAGAAAGGCAACGACACAAAGACAGGAGAGGAACAGACUAAAGGACUGACUGAUCAUGAGAUCUUGUCUCAGGCCAUGAUCUUCAUCUUCGGUGGCUACGAGACCAGCAGCAGUACUAUGAGUUUCCUGGCCUAUAACCUGGCAACCAAUCCCCACACCAUGACCAAACUGCAGGAGGAGAUAGAUACUGUGUUCCCCAACAAGGCUCCUAUCCAGUACGAAGCUCUGAUGCAGAUGGACUAUUUGGACUGUGUGUUGAACGAGUCUCUGAGACUGUACCCCGUCGCCCCGCGACUGGAUAGGGUCGCCAAGAAGACGGUGGAGAUCAACGGCAUCGUCAUCCCCAAAGACUGCGUUGUCAUGGUUCCCACGUGGACCCUCCACCGUGACCCAGAGAUCUGGUCCGACCCUGAGGAGUUCAAACCAGAGAGGUUCAGUAAGGAGAACAAGGAGUCUAUUGAUCCGUACACGUACAUGCCGUUUGGGGCGGGGCCCAGGAACUGUAUUGGGAUGCGCUUCGCCCUGAUCAUGAUCAAACUGGCCAUGGUCGAGAUCCUCCAGAGUUUCACUUUCUCCGUCUGCGACGAGACCGAGAUCCCGUUGGAGAUGGACAUCCAGGGUCUGCUGAUGCCAAAACGACCAAUCAAACUGAGGAUGGAGCCCCGUAGCAACACCCCUAGCAACACCACCGCCACCUCUCCAACAACAUGACCGAAUGCAGGAGCACCCUACCCUGGAUUAUCUCUCACUCACACACACACACACACACACACACACACACACACACACACACACACACACACACACACACACACACACACACACACACACACACACACACACACACACAAAAGGGCUAUACUACAGACAGAAAUACUCCUCACCCCGCUAAUGAUCCUGGGCUGGUGUGGUUACAUGUGGUCUGCGGUUGUGAGGCCGGUUGGACGUACUGCAAAAUUCUCUAAAAUAACAUUGGAGGCGGCUUAUGGUAAAGAAAUGAACAUUAAAUUCUCUGGAAAUAGCUCUGGUGUGCAUUCCUGCAGUCAGCAUGCCAAUUGCUGACUGUGGCAUUGCGAUAUGUGUUGUGUGACAAAACUGCACAUUUUAGAGUGGCCUUUUAUUGUACAAGAUGCACCUGUGUAAUGAUCAUGCUGUUUAAUCAGUUUCUUGGUAUGCCACACCUGUCAGGUGGAUGGACUAUCUUGACAAAGGAUGAAAUGCUCACCAACAAGGAUGGAAACAUUUGUGGACAACGUUUUAGGGAAACAGGCUUUUUGUGCGUAUGGAACAUUUCUGGGAUCUUUAAUUUCAGCUCAUGAAACAUUUUUGUUCAACAGCCUCACCAUCUAUCUAUCUAUCGAUCGGCUACUGAAUAUUCAGUCCUUAUCCUGCUAUAGGCUACUGAAUAUUCAGUCCUGACCCUGUUAUAGGUUACUGAAUAUUCAGGCUGGGAUUCAAUAGGCUACUUAAUAUAAUAUGAUAAUUAGACUGCAUUCACAAUGAAUGUUCAGUUCAGUCAGUUCAAUCAUAAAUUAAUUCUGGUCUCAGUUUGAGUAGGACUCAGAAACCCAUUUCCACCAGAUGAAAGAAAGAUAGUAAUACUAUGGAUGCAUUAGGGGUACAUGUCUUGUUAAAGUUAGACACCAGGAGGUAUUACAUCCAUGGCAUGAUGUCAUGUCUGGAUCCUGCACACUACUGGCUGGUGGCUGGAAUUCUCCUAGAAUGUAGAACUCUAGCUGGUGUUCUGUAGAACUCUCAUUCUGUUCCUCUGGGGGUUCUGCUGUCCAGUCAUUCCAAAAUAGAAUCUUUACUGUCUGUUGAGAUGAUCCCUGCAGCUGCUUUGCUUCAACUUUAAUCAUCACAAACCAAUAAAAAUCAUCACACUAA